AUGCAACAAGUUAAUUCAUCAUUAACAAUGAAGUUGAUUACAUUUAUUGCCAUAUUUUUAAUGAUCAUUAACAUGGCAACAUGUGUAUCAUUAAAUAAUCAUCCUGUCACUUCUCAUGUCAAUAAUGACAUUAAUUAUCAUCAAGUAAUUUUUGACUAUAUGAAAGAUCGUUCUAAUGAAAAUUUUAAAUAUCAACUUUUAAAUUCGGUUGACAUUCCAAACACUGCUAAAUUUUAUGUAUUUAACAUGACAAGUGUCAAAUGGUUAACUAACAAGGAAGUGUCACGUAGUGAGUGGUAUCAUUUUGUUGAAAUUGUUGUUCCCUAUCAAAUAACUCAAACUAAACAAGCACUCAUGUUAAUUGCAGGUGGAUCAUCAAAUUCACAAGUUCCAACACUUGACAAGGAAUUAAUUCAAAUGGGUGUUUUAACAAAAUCAAUUGUUUGUACCAUUCAUCAAAUUCCAAAUCAACCACUCACUUUCUUAUCAGAUCCAGAAAAGAAGAGUCGAGUUGAAGAUGCAAUUUUAGCAUUUGCUUGGGCAAGAUUUAUGAAUUUAACACAGGAAAAUGAUGAAUUGAAAAGUAAUACUGAAUGGAUUCCAAGACUUCCAAUGGUCAAGUCAACUCUAUUUGCUAUGGAUUUAGUUCAAGAAUAUUUAUUGAAAAAUCUUAAUAUUAAGGUUGAAGAUUUUCAUGUUGCUGGUGCUUCAAAGAGAGGUUGGACGACAAAUCUUGUUGGUGUUGUUGAUCAGAGAGUUAAGAGUAUUAUUCCUAUUGUUAUUCCAAUUUGGAAAACAAGAGAAGUAUUGGGUAUGUUUUUUUUUCUUUUUAUUGAACUAGUUGUAUAUUGA
Messenger RNA from Naegleria gruberi, 852 nucleotides. RefSeq lists its product as uncharacterized. Lineage: Eukaryota; Heterolobosea; Eutetramitea; Acrasida; Naegleriidae. The transcript has a single exon. The coding region runs from base 1 to 852 and encodes 283 amino acids. The record is from RefSeq and is a predicted model, not a curated record.